UUUGGAGCCGAAAACCAACACCACUACUCGUGUACUAUAGUAUACCAUCACUGAAAACAGCUCGAAAACUAAUGAUCAAAUGGUUGUUCAUGCUUUAACGUUAUAUUUGUUAAAAGCAACUAUUUUAAUAGCAAAACUUAACCAACUGAAAAAUAAUUCAAAAAUCAGAGAAAAAACGUUGACUGGCUCUGAUACAAUCAUUCAUAGAGUUAAACACCUAUUGCAGCAAAAUUAUUAUUCACAUAACUGAUUGAAACAUGCUCGAUACUAGUGAAGAAAAUUUUGAGAGAAUAGAUGGCGAGGAUAGUUCGGAUGGAGCAGAGCAAAACAAUCAAGACAUUUUUGAAAACACCACCAGGAAGAAUCUGCCAGCUGAAAAGAUUCCGAACGCAAAAGAAUCGCGUCCAGGCCAGAGCACAAAACUACUUCGCUACAAAGAAGACGACGACAACGACCCAAGUGCGGUUCUACAACAGCAGAACAGCCAAUUGAGUACCAGUCUCGCCGAGCGCACAUGGAAACACCCCAAGUUCUCGAAAGUAACCCAUACAAUCAUUCUUUACUGUGUUAUGCUUGGCAUGGGAUCCAUGCAUACUGUUGUUGGUCCUACACUCUUGGAUCUAGCAUUCAAGUUAGACGCUACUGUCGGCGAAAUCUCUAUUAUUUAUACUUUCCAGGGUUUUGGUUUCAUGGUCGGAACCAUUGUCGGAGGUCUUUUAAUAGAUUAUAUCCCUAAGAUGGUCUUUCUAAUUGUGGUCACAAUUCUGACUUCCUUGGUCACCAUUUCGAUUCCACAUUGGCCUACAGUUUGGGCCAUGUGUAUAUGCUUCUUCCUUCGAGGCACCAGUAUCCGUGCACUGGAAAUCGGCUGCAACGUCACCCUGCUUGACCUUUGGGGCGUCAAGAGUUCGCGACCUAUGCAGGGUCUUCAUUUCUUCAUGGCUAUUGGCUGUGCAAUAGGACCACUUAUCGUCCAGCCAUUUUUGGGCGAGGCCGUGGAAACCCCAAUUAACCCAGACUCGGUCGCUUCAAACACAACAACUUUGUUGCCUAGUAACGCCUCGGCUUUCACAACAAUGGCUCCUCUAAACGACAUCUCGCGAUUUAAAAGACAUGCCCCGAACACGCAAUUCGUCAACGAUCUACAAUCUUCUGAAAUUGAGCUUGCUUACAUGGUUAUUGGGAUUUACCUGUUUUCAAUUGCAGUCCUUGCCUUGAUUGCGUUCCUUGCGUCUCCAAAGCCACCAUCAAUGGCACAGCAAGAAGAGCAGGAAACCGAGUGCCUGGAAAUGAGCAACAAAAUGAAACGAAAGGACUUGUACUUCAAAAUAAAAUUCAUUAUCAUUGGAACCUUCAUUCUAUUUUUGUACUUCGGAUCAAUUCUUUCUUUUGACAGUUACCUUACAACCUUCUGUGUCGAAUCUAAACUCAGAAUGUCGCAAUCAAGAGGAGCUCUUUUGAGCACCGUUUUCUGGAGCGCGUUUAUCAUCGCAAGACUAAUUGCAUGUUUCUACGCAGGAGCUAUUAGCGACCUUAAAAUAAUUAUCGUCGACUUGGUGGGAAUUGUUCUAAGUGCACUGCCAAUGAGUUUCUUUGUCGAAUACCAUGAAUGGGUUAUAUGGCUGAGCAUAAUCGUGUAUGGCUUUUUCAUGGCCUCCCUGGGACCCGCUGCCAUUUCGUAUACUAACAUGUACAUAGACGUCUCGGGUAAAAUCGCAGCAAUUUACAUGCUCGGAGCCGCAGUCGGUGAAACAGUCGCCCCAUUCGUAAUCGGGAAACUAUUCGAAUUAGAACCAAUGGUUCUAAUGUAUACAGUCACAAUUAUAAGUGUAAUGUUGAUACCACUGACUGUUUUGUGUGUGAAAAUAGCGCACAAAAGAGGAAAGAAAUUGAACCCCGUACCAAGUCCGAGUCCAGUCGCUGCUCCAAUGAUUAAACGGAAAAGUUUGAUACCUUCAGAAACUAAAAGCCAUGAUGGAAACGACAGCUAUAUGAAAUAA
Symsagittifera roscoffensis is the source of this 2000-nucleotide messenger RNA. RefSeq names its product sodium-dependent glucose transporter 1A-like. Gene Ontology annotation, biological process: transmembrane transport. The record is from RefSeq and is a predicted model, not a curated record. Bases 258 to 2000 code for a protein of 580 amino acids. Lineage: Eukaryota; Metazoa; Xenacoelomorpha; Acoela; Convolutidae. The transcript is spliced from 2 exons.